Molecule: messenger RNA, 2165 nt
Organism: Periophthalmus magnuspinnatus
Lineage: Eukaryota; Metazoa; Chordata; Actinopteri; Gobiiformes; Gobiidae
Gene: pphln1
Product: periphilin 1
Exons: 10
Coding region: 177-1271 (364 amino acids)
Biological process (GO): protein localization to heterochromatin; negative regulation of gene expression, epigenetic; negative regulation of DNA-templated transcription
Cellular component (GO): nucleoplasm
Source: RefSeq, a predicted model, not a curated record
ACACAAAGAUGACGUACAUACAAGCACCACCGGGAAAGCUAUGCUAACCAAAUGAUAGCGAAGAAACAGACUGGAUUAUUUUGCUUCUAUGCGUCGCAUAUGAAUAAAUCUCUCUGGAUAUUGUGCUGAAGAUACAAUUGAACUGUUUUCUGUGCCAUUGACACAAGAGAAGCAAAAUGGCAUACAGGAGAAAUGACAGAAAUGUGUAUGAUGACCGCUUUAUAAAUGAAAGACCGGGUCCAUACCCUCGGGCAGCUGGUGCAGUGGAGAGAAGGGUCCCUUACAGACCAGAGGAAGAUUAUGGUCGCAGUGGUUAUGCUUCUGAAGGAGCUCCUCGCUUUUUUCCAAAUGGAGGUGGCCCACGCAAUUACCAUGGUGAAGACAGGGCCUACCAUGCAGACAAUGUUCAUUUUCCUGCAGAGCGCAGGACAGGGCCAGCUUCAAGACGGCAGGAAGAAUAUCCCUACCCUGCUCAGAGAGUUCCCAGAGAAGAUCCACAUCCUGGAAGGACUUUAGAAUUUAAUUCUCGUGCACCUCCUCAUACUGUAAGAAACCAGGGUAUCUACCCUGCAGCAAGAGCCCUUCCAGAAAGUGGAGAAGACACAUUGGUACAAGCCAUUCUCAACCUUGACCGCGGGAGGAAGGCUGCUCAGUUCUCUGCUUCCAUUAGAGAGCGCUCUCCAGUGCGUAGAGAGGUAGCCCGCUCCCCCCACAGUCGCUCCGGCUCCAGCGUCAGCAGCCGGGGAUACUCACCAGACCGAGCCAAGAACCUGCCAUUCCCAGCAGCACAAAGCAAAAACAAAAUUCCUGGGCUCUCAAGGGAAGGUUCACCACAUAGUGCAUCUCCAAGCAAGGAGGAGAGCCAUCUACCUGAAGCUGAACCAGAAGAGAAGGUGGCUGCUCCUGCCGUAAACCAAGAGGAGGUCCCGAAAUCUACAGAGAGCUUUCUCGAGCGACGAGCCAUGGCCAUAGCAACGAAAGCCCAGGAGAUUGAGAAGGUGUACCGGCAGGACUGUGAGACUUUUGGCAUGGUGGUAAAGCUGCUUGUCGCUAAAGACCCUAACCUAGAAAAACAACUACAGGUUCCUCUCAGAGAGAACCUGGGGGAGAUACGUGAGCGAUGUUUGGAGGACCUUAAACAGUUUAUUACGGAGUUGGAUGAGGUGACCCGACAGCCUGAGCCAGUCUGUGACUCUACCACUCCCACCACUACAGCCCUCACCAGCCAUAAGCUCAACAAGACUGGACUCAAUCACAGCUCUUCUUUUUAAGGAUCGAGAUGUUGUCACUACAAAUCAUAUGUUUGAUAAAGUUUCUACGAACAGUUUUGGUCUUCAUUUCAUUUUCUCCGUGGACAUAAUUUGUAAGGGAAAAUGGUUUGUUCUUUGCAUUUGGUCGUGACAUCUACCUUGCUGGAGAUUUGGGGGUGACUGAGUAUGUCGGCAAAUUGGGGGAAUACAAUUGAGUGUUUGUCUUUAUUUCUUUUAAUAAAAAAUAAAUCUUGUGUUUAUUUUUAUUAUAAAAAAAAUUCAUCCUCAUUUAGCUUCAGAAAUUGAAUUUUUUUUUUUUUCUCAUAGAAAAUGUAUGUAUUGAUUAUCAUUCAUUGAGGAGAUCUGAAAAUAUACAUAUAUAGAUGCAGUGUUUUGUGGAAAUAAACAGUAUUAGACUGUAGACUAAAAGUCUACACAUUCAAUACAACACUUCAAAUUCAGUAUGAAGUGAUCAGGUAAAUUGAUUUACUCAGCGCAAGAAGAAGGUCACACAUGUCAAGACGUUUUCAAGUUUGUUCUGUACAUUUUAUACAAUGGCUGUCAAUCAGCGAAGUUUAAACAAUUGAAAGACAUUUUUUUGGAAACUGAAAAUGUAUUCUUUCAUUUCGUUUUUGUUUUUUUUUUUGCUUGCUUGAAAGAAAAUCUAACCCAGGACCUGACUGUUUAAAUACUUUGUGUUUUUACAUAAAAACUUUAAAAGUAAAAUAAAACAAUUUAUGGAGGUUUUCUAUUUUGUUUACUUUCUUUGAAAGCACCUAGAUUUGCCACUAACAAUUGUUUUCAUAACUGAUUAAUCUGCUGAUUAUUUUAUCAGUUGUUUAAUUGGUUGAUUAAUUAGCUGUUUAGAUUAUGAAAAGCCCCCAAAUAUGAGAAAUCUGAGAUAUAUACAAGCAC